CAGACCGGUCGCCAAAAGCUUGUGCUCGUCCCACCUUCGCGACAGCUAAUCGGCAAUGGCGUCGCCUUCACCUUCGUUCCUCCUCCAGCUGGUCCGGUACGUGUCGUCCCUCCCGAGCCAGGUCAUGGGGGCGACGGCGAGGGCGCUCCCUGCAGCCUCGAGGGAAGGCGCCGGCGGGGCGAUCCGUCCGUCAUUCGCCGCCCCCGCGCCGCAGCGGCCAGGCGCCCCGGCAGAGGGCGCCGGCGGCCAGGGUGGGAUCAUCCAUGAGGCUUCUCCCGUCCCGCUAGAGCUGAUGAGUGCGGCGGCAAGAGCGGCGCCUCCGAUGCAAGGCGCUGGCGGCAACAGGACCCAUGCACCCACGGCCGGACUUAUGGGGCCACAGCGGCCCGGGGCGCCCAAAGAAGGCGCCGGCGGCCGCGGCGGGAUCAUCCAUGCGGCUUCCUCUUGAUCAGCACACCUGAGGUCAGGUGCAUGCACUUUCGGGAUGACACGACGGAUGAAGAGGAACAAGAAAAUCGAGAUUAGUUUAAAAAAUAAAGGUUCAUUAAUUUACUGAUUCGGGUACGCACAGUUCGAGAUGUAACACAUGUCCAGUGUGCGUACGCGCUUCAGGUUCAGAUAAAUUGCCUGAAUUUCGCCGGGAGUCGUAGAAUCUACAAAUCGACGUCACUUCACUAGAUCACCCGUCGUGCCAAAUGGCCCAUGAGACAUAAAUUGGCGUUGAAGCCUAUGCCAAAUAAUGUGGUGUUACUCGGUUUUUUAUGUAAGAGGCAAGAGUU
Messenger RNA from Triticum dicoccoides, 779 nucleotides. Its product is annotated as translation initiation factor IF-2-like. The transcript has a single exon. The record is from RefSeq and is a predicted model, not a curated record. Bases 56 to 448 code for a protein of 130 amino acids. NCBI's taxonomy places the organism in Eukaryota, Viridiplantae, Streptophyta, Magnoliopsida, Poales, Poaceae.